Molecule: messenger RNA, 7015 nt
Organism: Drosophila willistoni
Lineage: Eukaryota; Metazoa; Arthropoda; Insecta; Diptera; Drosophilidae
Exons: 21
Coding region: 466-6552 (2028 amino acids)
Cellular component (GO): membrane
Molecular function (GO): G protein-coupled receptor activity
Source: RefSeq, a predicted model, not a curated record
CUACACUCUACGUGAGUGUGUGAGUGUUUGUGUGUGCGUGUGUGGGGGUGUGCCCACCAAAUUGAUAGAAAAAAGCAUAAAAAAAAGAACGGGGAAAAAACCUGUGUGACAUUCGUUCCGUAAUUUUGUGAGUGUGUGUCCGUGUGUGCUCGCUUAUCUGGCGAUAAUUUAAUGUGACUCUGACCUAACUCAAGCCCGUAUUAGAAGCCAAAAGUCAUUCAGAGUUCUCUUUAUUACAGUGAUUGACGAAAACUGUUGGAAACGAUGGGCCAAAUGUCAAUGAGUGAGUGAAGGAACAACAACAACAACAACAACAACAAGAGCUAACAAUCAAAACUAUCGCCCAUGUUCUAUUCAUAUCGUUGGGCCAAUGAUAAGACGACGGUCGAGCCAGGCGGUAGCAGAAGGCGCAGCAGCAGCAGUUGAAAUCCAGUGAACGGGAGACAAACCCUAAAAGCCAAGUCAAUGUCGAAACUGGCAAUUGUUGUUGUUGUCAGGUUCUCAGCAAAAUUGCUGCUGUUGCUGCUACUCUCGUCGUCUUGGAUAGCGGUGGCAGAAGCCGAAGCCGAAGCUCAACCCCAAACCCAACGUGACCAUGCGGAACAAAAGUUUUCUUUGCCCGCCGUACCGAUGCCGCCACCACCGCCAUUUCCCGCGGCCAAGCACAAUUUUGCCUUGAAUGCCUUUGCCAGUGGCCAGAUGUCCAGCUCUAGUUCAAGUUCCUCCAGCGGCUCGACCUCCAGUGGGUCGAGUUCUGCCUCCGGUUGCGGAGGCCUGCUCAAAUCCCGCCAUGGCCACAUUCAGACUCCGAAUUUUCCGCAUCGUUUUGCCACGCCCAUCGAGUGCAUUUGGAUAAUUGAUGCCUCGGAUUUGCCAGCCACUGCCCAGGGCAAUGUGUCCAUAGUGAUCUAUCUGACACAACUCUAUGUGCUCGGUGGUCUUAAAUUCACCGAGUAUAUGUAUUAUUCAGACGAUUUCAAGGUGCCAGCCCAUCGAGUCUUCACCCUUAACGAGGACGAUGUGACCCAAGUGACUUGGGUGCAAUUCAAUAGUCAAUAUCUCGAGAUACGCUUCACCAUGGCCAGUCUGGAUGGUACCCACUUGAGGGCUCUGGAUCGCCUAUUGGAUGUCUACGGUUUCAAUAUAACCUACGAGGUGCAGCACGAUGUCAAGACGAACCAGUGCAAUACCCUGCAAUGUCGUUUCCUGGGAGAUUGUUUUGCCAGUUCGGAUUACAGCUCUUAUGGUUGCUCAUGCUUUCCCGGCUUCAGUGGCAGCGAUUGUGGCCAUGGUCCAUUGUGUCAGGAUGCGCACACAAAUGUUUGCCAAAAUGGGGGAACUUGCAAACAUAUCGGCGAUGCGGCCAUAACUUGCCAUUGUCCCGGAGGCUACAAGGGAACCAGAUGUGAAAUACCCGAAAUAAAUGAGACCACCCAGGGCUGCACUGGGAAUGCCAGCUCGAACAAUUGCCACCAUGCCUGCAAUUUUGACAAUUACAACAAUCUAGGAUCGAGCUCCAGUUCCAGUUCUCCUUUUGCCAUAAUAAAAGGAAAUAGAAAUGCUGCUCGUACUGGGAAAACACGCUACGAAGUGACUAUGCGACUUGGUGCCAAUCUUACUGGCUACUAUAGACAUGCAGAGAGAGACCAGCUGUCUGGUGUUAUGGAGCGACAGCUUGGCCGUGUCUUGCGCAACUUUAAUAUCACCAAAAUCAGCGAUCUAGAACUGAUAUCGAAUACCACUGAUCGUCUGGAUAUAACAUUUCAUUUCUUUGGCAUCAAGGGCGACUCACAGCGGAUUCGUGAGGCCAUCACUCGAAUGGUGGAAAGAGGACGAAUUGGCAACUUUACAUUGGUUUCAAAUUUUCAUCACUUUGAUGAGAAUCCUCCACUAAAUAUGUUGGAGCUGAGUGUCAAUCAACCGCAGGCAGCCGUGCGUGAGGACAGUGAGUUUAUCAUAUCCUGCACAGCCCAGGGCUCAUCACGCAUGCAAUUUCAGUGGUUCAAAGAUGGAGCCAGCGUCAAUGCCACCAAGGCAACGAGAGAAAUUUGGACAACUGUAUUGCCCCCAGAAACAAAAGAUGUCUACACGGCUAUUCUUGGUGUGACCAAAGCAAGUCGGAUUGAUGAUGGAGUCUACAGUUGUAAGGUCACCGACUGGGGUGUGGAGCAAUGUCGAUCUCUGCACAUUCAUAUCAAAUCACCGCCCCGGCUACGAGUCGAUCCAGCCAGUGUGACCCUUCAACGUGGUGACUCAUUACGUGUGCGCUGCCUCUCUCCGGGUAAUGAUGAUAUCAAACGAUACGCCCAAUUGGGCUACAGUUGGACACGGAAUGGUAUACUUUUCCAAUCGGAUCCCGCCACUGCCAUGUGGGAAGAUCUCUAUCCCGAUGGCAGCAUUCUGAAGAUCAACAAUAUCCAGAAAUCGGCUGAAUAUGCCUGCCUAGUAUCGAACAGUGUGCGUCCUGUCUCGAGAAGCGUCUACAUUAAUGUCAUUGAACGGAAUGCGGCUCAUGUCUGCCUGGCCGAGUCUAGCUAUGGUGUCCACUGGCCCACCAGCGCCCCAGGAGCUCCAGUCAUAACGGACUGUCCGCGCGGUUUCGAAGGACAUUCUCGUCGCAUUUGCGAACAACGUGAUGCAGGCAAUUCGAGUUGGUUGCUUCCCGACUUUUCGGGCUGUGUGCGGGAUGAAUUGCUUUUAAUCUACAAUCGUUUUCGCGCCCUUAGUGCUGGCUUUCAACAAACGAACUCUUCAAACAUAUUGAAAUCGUGUUUUGAAUACACCCUUCAGAGGCGGCAAAGCUUUCUACCAGGCGAAGCCAGUUUUCUAAUUGAUAUGCUGCAUGAGCUCGACACCUAUUUGCAAUUGAAGGGGACCCAACUGGAGCGUGAGAUGGCCGCGGAGAUUAUAUUGCGCAUUCUGGAUAAAGUCAUGCAGAAUGCCCAAUCCUUGAACAGUCAACAGCAAAUUAAAAAGUUGCAACUUUUAACGCAAUCAGCGGCAUUGAAUCGCGAGACAAUUGCGGCCUCACAAUUGGCCACAUCGACGGGCGGUAACAGUCAGGCAACAUCCUCGGCAGCGGCAUCGUCCGCUGACAGUUCGACAACUUUGACCGCCCAGGGCGGUGGCAGCAGCAGCAGCAGCACAGGACCUGCAGGUGACAUGGUCAGUGGCUCAGGGAUGACAGGAGGAGGCAGUAAUAGCCUUGCUGGCAGUGCAGCAGGUAAAUUGCAGUCUGCUGCCAGUGGAUCCGCAAGUAUUUUAACUGUGGACGAGGACACUUUAUCGCUGGAUCGACUCAACUCGCUUCGCAUCUAUAUGACAUCGGUGAAAACUUUACCAUUCAAUUUACGCAUUUACGGCGAGGAUUUGUUUUCGGAUCAGUUAUACAUGGAAAUUGGACUAUCCUCGCGACUUUUGCACAUCAUGGCCAACUCAACGAUAUUUGCUUCUGUGAUCUCUUACAAGAAUCUGAAGAGUUUUCUACCAAAGACCUAUUACACUCGUGGCAGUGAUCCCAAAGAUGCGGAUUAUGUUCUCACCUCGCGUAUUAUUCAGACUUGGCUAUUUCAGUCAAAUCGUUCAAAUGACAAUUUUCGAGAACCCCUCGAUUUGCCCUUCGAGGCUGGCCAUGUGGAGAUCAUAUUCCAGCAUGAGAGUGUGCCAAAAACAGGAGAUUGGGUGGCUGUAUGUGGACAUGAUUACAAAGCGUCUUUCGACUCAACCUGGCGAUCGGAUUUGUGCAUCACCAAGCAUCUAAUGGAGAAUAUAACGCGAUGCAUUUGCCCUCUGUCUGGAACCUAUGUGGUCAUGUUGACCAAGCGCCAGCAAAAUUCCACCCAGCCAAAUGCCCCCCAGCGUCCUAUUUUCGUGAUUGUCAGCUGUGCCUGUUGCCUUCUCCAAUGCUGUUCGGCAUUCCUCAUCCUGCUGCCCAUUUGGUGUAAUCGCAAGUGCGCCGUGACCUUCCUCAAGAUGCAGUUCUGCAUCUCAACGUCGAGUGUGAUGUUAAUUUAUUUACUGGGAUUUAUGAAAAUGCUUCCAGUGAAUUGGCAUGCUAUUAUAAGCAGCUCGUUGGCAUCGCUGCUGCUGCUGGGCAUCUCGACUCUGAUUGCCAUUGCUUUGGUCAUACACACGGAGUUGAUGCCGAAGAAGUAUCUGCAAAUUGGCACCAACAAAGCAACAGCUACUUCAUCCUCAUCGUCGGCAUCGUCGCCAGGCAGCAAGCAUCACCAGCAGCAGCAGCAGGAUAAACGCCGCCGGGAACAUGAGAGUUUGAGUUUGAGCAACAUAACCCAAAUCAGCGCCCAGUCGUCAGGGAGUGGCCAAAAUACAAAUAGCAGUUGCCGCCGUCGUCCAGCUGCUUUGUCAAGUGGAGCAUCAUCCUCCUCCGCUUCCGCCGCCGCAUCUGCCGCAUCGCUUCAGGGCAGCAAAGCUGGCAUACGUGGCGCCAUUGGCAUCAGUUGGCUUCUGCCGCUACUCUUUGCCAUUGCCGCCCCACUAAUCUGCAGCAUCAUUGGCAAGUGGCCUCGCCAUUGGUGGCUAGAGAUUGUGUGGCACAAACAAUCAGAUGAGACCGGCGGGGGGGACGGGAAUGCCGCGGAAUUUGAUGGCGUUUAUUAUUCGACGCAUUCGCUACUCAACGGUGAUAAUUUACUGCUCGAGUCGGAGGCGUUUCUGGGCAAUGCAUCGAAUGGCAAACGCAGCGGCGACGACCACACCGCCUUCACGGAAAUAUCAUCAAUGGGCGAUGAUGUGGCCACGUCAACGUCAUCAAUCACAGCCAGCAGCGGCGGCAGUUACAUGGAUGUGGCCGCAGUGACAGCUGCGGCUUUGACUUGGCCACAACACGAGCAGCAGCAGCAGCAGCAGCAUCACCACCAACAGAUGCCUGUCUCUUGGAAUCGGUUUGGCUCCUUGUCCGCUUUGGACGCCCAUGGACAUCCAUCGACCGCGGCUUUCACUUCCGGCUUGAGUGGCUCGCCUUCGCUUAGUUUCCUUCUCUUCGUUUGCAUCGAUUUGCUUUUCAUUUUCCUCUUCUGUGCUCUGUUUGCCAUUUUAAUGAAGAAACUUUUGUGGCUGUGGCACAAGAAUCGCAAUGUGCACACGCAUCCGUUGGAUAAAUUCAAUAUGGCAUUACAUAGACGACUUGGCCUCCUUUAUCGGGCUGGAGGAUUACUGGUCGUAAAACUCUGCACCGAUGGAUUCUUCAUCGUUUAUGUUAAUUCAUCGCCGGAUACUUUAUGGGCAUAUCCGUUUGGCAUAUCGUGCAUAAUAUUGGGCUUUGUGAUACUCUUUUGUUUCGUCAUCAAAGCUGAGAGUCAACUGCGUGGUCCACCGUUUCUCAGCAGCAAUGGAAGCAGUCAGAAUAGUUCCCUCAAGCAGACCAAAUUCAAUACGAGCAAGACGAGUCUGGAUGACAACUAUUGCACCACGACAACGGCCAGCAUCAACAGUCCAUUGACCUUCUACACCAAUCAUGACAAGGAAAAGGAGAGCGAGUGUGCCGCAGUAUCCUUAUCAAUGCCAUCGGCAGGGGCCACAUCAGCAUCUCCGCUGCAGUCUAAAGUAGGGUUAGAGCUGGAAUUGACAGCUGCAAAUGCAACUGGGCCAGUCGGCAUGGCAGGGGGAGCUGGAGCCGUCGUUGGUGGUGUACAACUGCCGUUGACAAUCAUCUCGACGGCCCCACCCAGAGCGGCUGUUGCUAGCAAGGCGGAGACAUUCCUUAGUGGCCAUCAAACAGCUUUGCCGCUGACUGUUGCUGCCUCGCCGGCCACACGAUGUUGCGCCCUACUCAGUGGCGGAGCAGGAGGCAGUGGCGGGAGCGGAGGCAACACAGGACUUCCAGAAAUGGCCAAUGCUCUGGGCUAUGCUUAUGAUACCUACACCAUGGGCGGGCUAACGGGUAGUCUGGGUAGACGAGCACUGCAUCAUCAGCCAACCCAUUAUCAGGGCGAAUUCGUGGGUCUCGAAACGCUGGAUAUACUCCAAGGUGUCCAAGCAGACAGCAUAAUUGGCAUUCACACUAGUGCUAUGCUGCCCACGGUUACACCUGCUGCCACCCACUUUGUGCCCUUGCAGCAUAAUCCAUAUGUGGACUUUGUGCCCACCUCCCUGAUGUUGACCAUGCCAGCAACAGCAGCAGCAGGAAGUGCUGCUCCACUGCCUCCUCCACCCACCAUAAGCGGCAAUCUGAGCGCCACUUUGCCCACGCCAAAGACACAAAAGCGAGUGACCAUCUUGGAGCCGACAUCACGCACCACUUUCGAUCCCCUGCUGCCCACCAUGGUGGCAGCCGUUGUCUCAACAUCCACAUCCGUUACAAGCUGUGCAGCAACAACUACAGCAGCCACGCCCACCACCAAUACACAGAGUGCCAUGGGAGGAGGAUGUGUUACCCGGAACGAUGCCACAUUGGAUCGCAUAACACUUGAUCUUGAUUACUUGCUUAAUCGUGGCGAAGGAGCAGGAGGAGAUCAGACGCCACCCCUUCCACCACCACCGCCCUCUGUGGUGACCAGAACUUCCGAUGAUCCGCCACAGCAGACACAAUAAGCGGGACAUGAAUGUAAAUAUAUGUAAAUUCAAUUUAAGGCUGUAAAUAACAAUAUUUAUAUAGAUAUACAUAUACAUACAAAUAUGCUAUAUAGAUGUAUCUGGACAAAUUGGGUCAUUCGAUUUUAGGGAAAAACCUUGUAACAAAUAGUUAUAAACUCUGUUUUGAAUAUUUAUUUCAAAUUUGAUGAAUUUGUUUGAAUUUGAAUGAUAUUAACUAACAAACUAUCAAAACUAGAUUAAUAAUUUUAAUUUAAAUUCAAUCUGUGUAUAUAUCUGUAAAUAAUUAGAACCCAUUGAAUCAUAAAAUGAAAAUUCAACUCUUUAUAAUGUGUGUUCCAUCAUCAGAUCGUACACAAGAAAAAACUAGUCCAUUACAAACAUUUCAAAAUUUAAAUUUGUAAACCAAAAUGAAAGAAUUUACACUAAAAACGAUUUUUUAGCUAGACUUACAAAUAAAAUG